AUUGGAAUGGGUUGGAUAAAGGGAUAGCCUUCUUCCGCCACAACCCAGUAGCGAAGCCAGGUCGAAGCGUAGCAAAGAUAAGCGGAGAAAGGGUAGGGCAAAGAUGCGGAUCUCUUGUGCGACAACUCCUUCCCUCUCCUCCUCCUUCGUCGCUUCUCCACUCUUCUUACCCAAUUCCCAUUCUUUUGCUAACGUGUCCCUCGCCAAGGCCCCGUCGGCCGUCCGCCUCCGUGUCCGCUGCGAGCUCGCCGCCAUCCCCGUGCUCUCCUUCUCCGGGGAGAAGGUGGGUGACGUCCCCCUCGACCUCAAGUCCGCCCCCUCCGACACUGCCCGUGCCGUCGUCCACCGCGGCCUUGUCGCCGAGCAGCAGAACCAGCGCCGCGGCACCGCUUCCACCCUCACCCGCGGCGAGGUCCGCGGUGGAGGGAAGAAGCCCUACCCCCAGAAGAAGACCGGCGGCGCCCGCCGCGGAUCCCAGCGCACCCCGCUUCGCCCCGGCGGUGGCGUCGUCUUCGGCCCCAAGCCGCGCGACUGGAGCGUCAAGAUCAACCGCAAGGAGAAGCGCCUCGCUCUGUCCACUGCCCUCGCCAGCGCCGCCUCGGCCGCCGACGCCCUUGUGGUGGAGGACUUCGGCCAGGAGUUCGAGGCCGGGCCCAAGACCAAGGAGUUCGUGGCGGCCAUGCGGAGGUGGGGGCUCGACCCCAAGCGGAAGGCCAUGUUCCUGUUGACGGAGGUGUCGGAUAACGUCCUGCUCUCCUGCAGGAACAUUGGGACCAUCAAGUUGCUAACCCCCAGAACGCUCAACCUGUUUGACAUUCUCGACUCAGAGAAAUUGGUAUUCACCAAAUCGGCUGUGGAGUAUCUCAAUUCAAUGUAUGGGGAAAAUGCGGAAGAGGAGGGGGAUGGAGAAGAAGAGGAGGAAGAGAUUGUUCUUGCAGGAGACAACUAAGAUCAUACAAAUCACGUUCAUUAUCAUGUGCCGGAGUCCAAAGACUUUUGUCCUACUUUGAUACAAAUCAAGUUUUCAGCUUGUUUUAGGGGGCAUCAGAAUCUUACAUCAUGAAGCAGGUUGGAUAGUUGCUUCUUGCAGUUUGUCAUAGUUAUAAGCUGUAACUGAUGUAGGUUUCAUUGUUUCCAGCUUCACAUUCUCAUGAGGUUUUUAACUCCAUGGAAAUUUGUUGUCCAAUUGGUUUCUCGCAGACAUGUUAAUAUCUUGUGUAUUUUGAACAUUGAGUUAAUUGGCAUCUAGUUUGUGUCGAA
This is a messenger RNA of Musa acuminata subsp. malaccensis (wild Malaysian banana), 1260 nucleotides long. RefSeq names its product large ribosomal subunit protein uL4c. Lineage: Eukaryota; Viridiplantae; Streptophyta; Magnoliopsida; Zingiberales; Musaceae. Gene Ontology annotation, cellular component: ribosome. Gene Ontology annotation, molecular function: structural constituent of ribosome. Gene Ontology annotation, biological process: translation. The record is from RefSeq and is a predicted model, not a curated record.